Penicillium verrucosum is the source of this 297-nucleotide messenger RNA. RefSeq names its product DNA replication factor C subunit Rfc1. Lineage: Eukaryota; Fungi; Ascomycota; Eurotiomycetes; Eurotiales; Aspergillaceae. Bases 1 to 297 code for a protein of 98 amino acids. The transcript has a single exon. The record is from RefSeq and is a predicted model, not a curated record.
AUGUCUAUAUUUGAAAUUCCAUCUUGUCCUGGAAUCUGUCGGCCGAAGGCCAUGCAAUUGAUGAAGAAGUAUGGCGGCAACGUCGUGGGGGUCCUUAGCUCUAAGACAAACUAUGUGAUCCUCGGAGUUGAUUCCGGCUCAAAGAAGCUUGAGAUCAUUAACGAGAACGGUCUCUUCGAAUUGGUUCGAGGACUGCCUGCCAACCGCUUUGAUGGAAAAGCAGCUGAAAAGUACGCGAAACUGCAAUCCGACAAGGUUGAGAUCCGCGCCAUGCCGAAAUUGAUGUUUAUGGCGUAA